AUGGUCAACUUGUAUUAUCCUCGUACAUGUAGACGAAGAUGUUUUCGAUUAACAGGCCCUUUUAUAUUUGGAAUUCUAAUACUUGCUUUCCAUACGGACUUUUUAUCAUUUCGAAUAAGUCAAUAUACGGAAAUAAAUAAAGCUGAAUAUCAUGUUCCAGUAACAAUAAAACUAUUGAAUUAUUCGGAAGGUAAAACAUUAAAUACUUCGAAAGUCAAAUUAUUGAAUUCUUCAAGAGAAAAACCAGUACAUAGUUAUGAAAAUUUUACUCAAUGGAAUCGAUCAUUAUGCAGUAUUCAAUCAAAUCUUCGUGGACCAAAUCAAAAAGUGAUUGGUAUUUCGGUUUAUGGAACAUCAUCAAAAUAUACUGAUAAUGCAAUGUUUUCAUGGGAAAAAACUAUAUUUCCAUUUUUGAUACCACUUGCUGAUGAAGUUAAAUUACUUCUUCCAUCAUGGAUUAUUCGUCUGUAUAUUGAUUUUAGUGGCAGUACAAAAGCUCAACAAGACUUUCUUUAUAAUUUUUCAAAUAUUGAUAUAUGUGAUAUACACAAUAUACCUAUGUUUGGUUCAUCAUUAGUUUCAUAUUUACCAGGAAGAAUGUGGCGUUUUUUACCAAUAUUUGAUCCAUUUGUUGAUUAUUUUCUUUCACGCGAUCUUGAUUCACCGGUCAUGAAACGUGAUACUGAAACAAUUGAUAUGUGGCUAUCUGAUGAACAGAAAAAAUAUUUCUUCCUUAUUGCACGUGAUCAUAAGCAACAUGGUGUACCUAUAUUAGCUGGACUUUGGGGUGCAGCUCCCGCACGUGCUCGUCAUUAUUUAUUUUAUAUUUUUCAAUCGAUGCUCAUACCAUCAAUUGCUCGUCAAUAUACCUAUACGGGUGGUGAUCAAGAUUUUCUUGCAUAUAUUAUUUGGUCAAAUGUUAAAAAACAUGCAUUGAUUUUCGAUAGUUAUAAUUGUCGUAAACAGAGUGGUAGACCAUUUCUUUCUCGACGAACACUAGCUGAUAAUUGUUUUCUUGGAUGUAUAAGACCAUGUUGUACCAACAUAACCUCCCUUAUGGUGUAUAAUCGAAAAUAUAUUUGUCCACCACUUUGUCGACCAAGAGAUCAUCGAGAUUGGAUUUAUUGUUAA
This is a messenger RNA of Rotaria sp. Silwood2, 1131 nucleotides long. Lineage: Eukaryota; Metazoa; Rotifera; Eurotatoria; Philodinida; Philodinidae. The record is from the annotation of a GenBank genome assembly.